AUGGAACAUCAAAAGGAACAUUUUCGUCAUAUUUUACUUUUUUAUUUCCGCAAAGGGAAAAACGCAUCGCAAGCUCACAAAAAGUUAUGUGCUGUUUAUGGUGACGAAGCCUUCAAAAGAACGGCACUCAAAGAUGAAGAAUGCUCUGGUCGUCCAGCUGAAGUUGAUGACGACCUUAUCAAAGCAAUAAUCGAUUCGGAUCGUCACAGUACAACACGUGAGAUCGCAGAGAAGCUCCAUGUAUCACAUACAUGCAUUGAAAAUCACUUAAAACAGCUUGGCUAUGUUCAAAAACUUGAUACAUGGUUCCUCAUGAACUGA
Messenger RNA from Cooperia oncophora, 321 nucleotides. The record is from the annotation of a GenBank genome assembly. NCBI's taxonomy places the organism in Eukaryota, Metazoa, Nematoda, Chromadorea, Rhabditida, Trichostrongylidae.